Molecule: messenger RNA, 1851 nt
Organism: Chrysochloris asiatica (Cape golden mole)
Lineage: Eukaryota; Metazoa; Chordata; Mammalia; Afrosoricida; Chrysochloridae
Gene: WRAP53
Product: WD repeat containing, antisense to TP53
Exons: 11
Coding region: 1-1851 (616 amino acids)
Biological process (GO): Cajal body organization
Cellular component (GO): Cajal body
Molecular function (GO): RNA binding; protein binding
Source: RefSeq, a predicted model, not a curated record
AUGAAGACGCCGGAGGAGCAAACGUUAGCUCCAGAUUGCUUUCCUUCAGUCCAGGCCGCAGCUUCAGCCAGUCUCUCGCCUCAGGCUUCCCCGAGGGAUAAAAAUGCGGACUCAGAACUAAUGCCACCGCCUCCCGAUGGGGAUGAUCGGCUUGGGAUAUUCCCAGAUCCCGUACCUGUCUCAUCAGCUGUGUCCCCGGAACUGAGUGAAGAGGGCCCUGCUUCUGUCUCCACUCCCUUGGAAACGGGAUUUGGUACUUCUGUUGAGUUGAGUCCUCGAAUUGAGGAACAAGAACCUGAAAAUGAGAGACUUCCUACAGAAGAAACGAACGAACCAGAGUUGGGACCUGGAGAAGCCAUGGAAGGUGUAUCCAAGGAAUCCACUUUGGAGGAUGAGGGAAACACCACUUGGAACUACAGCUUCUCUCAGCUACCUCGAUUUCUCAGUGGUUCUUGGUCAGAGUUUAGCACCCAACCUGAGAACUUCUUGAAAGGUUGUAAAUGGGCUCCAGAUGGUUCCUGUAUUUUGACCAAUAGUGCUGAUAACAUCUUACGGAUUUACAACUUACCCCCAGAGCUGUACAGUGAAGAGGAGCAGCUGGAAUAUACAGAAAUGGCCCCUGUCCUUCGAAUGGUAGAAGGUGACACCAUCUAUGAUUACUGCUGGUAUUCUCUGAUGUCUUCAACCCAACCAGAUACCUCCUACGUGGCCAGCAGCAGCCGGGAGAACCCGAUUCACAUCUGGGAUGCAUUCACUGGGGAGCUCCGGGCUUCCUUUCGUGCCUACAACCACCUGGAUGAACUGACAGCAGCCCAUUCACUGUGCUUCUCCUUGGAUGGCUCCAAGCUCUUCUGUGGUUUCAACCGGACUGUGCGUGUCUUCAGUACAACACGUCCUGGCCGUGACUGUGAGGUCCGGCCAACCUUUGCAAAGAAGCAGGGCCAAAGUGGCAUCAUCUCUUGCAUAGCCUUCAGCCCCAUCCAGCCCCUCUAUGCCUGUGGCUCCUACAGCCGCUCCCUGGGACUGUAUGCCUGGGAUGAUGGUUCACCUCUUGCUUUGCUGGGGGGGCACCAUGGGGGCAUCACCCACCUCUGCUUUCACCCUGAUGGCAACCACCUCUUCUCAGGAGCCCGCAAGGAUGCUGAGCUCCUGUGCUGGGAUCUCCGGCAGCCUGGUCAUCCACUGUGGUCCCUGAGUCGGGAGGUGGCCACCAAUCAGCGCAUCUACUUCGAUCUGGACCCAACUGGGAAGUUCCUCGUGAGUGGCGGUACUAGCGGGGCUGUCUCUGUGUGGGACCUUUGUGGGGCUGCAGAAGACGGGAAGCCAGAGCUGGUGCUGAGUUUUUUGCCCCAAAAGGACUGCACCAAUGGAGUGAGUCUGCACCCCAGCAUGCCUCUGCUGGCCACUGCUUCGGGUCAGCGUGGGUUUCCAGAGCCCACAGAGAGCGGGGAUGAAGGAGAACAGGAGCUGGACCUUCCCUUGCUGUCUAUGCGCCAUGUCCAACUUGAAUGUCGACUUCAGCUCUGGUGGUGUGGUGGUGGAGCAGAUGCCAACAUCCCUGAGGAUCACCAGGGGGAAGAGGGGCAGGGAGGGACAGAGGGAGGUGGGCGAGGCUGGGGCUCCGGCGCGGCGCCCCCUUCCUCCUUCCCUAGUCUUGCGACUCAUGCCGCCCCCGCCCGGCCCCCAGCUGCCCCAUUCCCCCACCUAGGCCCGCUCCCAAAUCCCGGAGUGCUGGAACGUGGGCCGGGGGUGGGGGGUGCAGGGCGCCUGCAGACGGCCCCUGCAAGGGCUCUUGAGGGACUGAGUUCUCCAGAACGGGGGCACAGGCAGAGCAGGAAGGGGGACACGUAG